UCAUACUGGUCGUUUCACCAAUAAAAUUGCAGGAGUACUAAACUAGUAAGGCAGCCUGUUUUAGACAAGUGCGCCAGAGACGGUGAGUGAGCAACAGUACAUCAAUGGAAGAACACAAAGACGAAAGUGCAAAUAUAUCUAUGGCGGAAAAUGAGGAGGUGAUGAGCGAAGUUCAUCUGGGUUGCCCUGCUAACUUCUCUGGUCCUUACACCUCUCAUUUCACUUUCUCUCUCCCAUUUGGAGAUGAUCUCACCGGCAGUAGACACGGUGACCAUGUCAAAGAUGAAUCUAGUUCUCCAGAGCAAACUAUUGAUUUAGAUGAAGAUGGUGAUCUCAUUGUAGCUCGACGAACACGAACCAAACAAUCUUACCAUACUGGUGUUGUCAGCAUUCAGCACAAUAUUACAUCAACCAUUCCAAGUGUGGGUCUGCAGGUUUGGAGGGCCGAAUUGAUAUUAGCAGAUUAUGUAUUGCACAAGAUGUCUUCUUCGUCUGUAUUCAAUGGUGUUGUUGCUGUUGAACUUGGUGCUGGCACAGGAUUGGUUGGUAUAUUAAUUGCACAUGUUGUGAAGGCUGUAUUCAUAACAGACCAUGGCAUUGAAAUUCUCGACAACUGUGCAAGGAAUGCUCACAUCAACUCUGGAUUGUUUGGAGGUGAAUCUCCAGUCAAAGUACGAGAGCUUGAUUGGCAGAAACCAUGGCCACCUUUGGAUUUGGAUUCUGGAGUAAGGUAUUCCUGGACAUCUUCUGAGGUUGAAGAAGUUAAUAGAGCAUCUGUGCUGUUAGCUGCAGAUGUGAUAUAUAGUGAUGAGUUAACUGAUGCCUUUUUCAGUGUUCUGCAGAAGAUCAUGUGCCAACAUUCUAAAAAGGUUUUGUAUCUUGCAUUGGAGAAGCGCUACAAUUUCAGCUUGUAUGAUCUUGAUGUUGUUGCCAAUGGGUACUCAAAUUUCCUUAGCUUUUUGAGGAACGAAAAGGGUUUUACUGGCAAGCGUAUCGAUCUUUCAGAAAUUCCUCAAUAUGUACAAGAGUAUGAGAGAGGAAAAGAUGUCGAGCUCUGGGAGAUAAUUUAUGUUGAACAUAAAUGUUAAAGAACUGAAGUCUGCUUGGUUAUCCUACUGAAAGAUGCAGCCUGGACACGAAAGAGAGAUACAUAAUGACUGUAUGGGUGUUGAAUAUUUUACUGGUUUAUUCUUCAGUUACUUUCCUAUAGGCUUUUCAUUUUCCUAGUCAUGUGUUGGCAAUGGUCUUUAUGGAAUUACUAUUUGGAGUAUAUACGUCUGUUUCUUUGGUCCAAAAAUAGUGAAAUAAGAUGUAUGUGUGGCUUCAUAAUGAGUACAUUUUUGGCUAUAUGAUUCAACCUUUA
Chenopodium quinoa (quinoa) is the source of this 1363-nucleotide messenger RNA. RefSeq names its product methyltransferase-like protein 22. Gene Ontology annotation, biological process: protein methylation. The coding region runs from base 105 to 1088 and encodes 327 amino acids. The record is from RefSeq and is a predicted model, not a curated record. Gene Ontology annotation, molecular function: protein methyltransferase activity. The transcript is spliced from 9 exons. Gene Ontology annotation, cellular component: nucleus. Lineage: Eukaryota; Viridiplantae; Streptophyta; Magnoliopsida; Caryophyllales; Amaranthaceae.